AUGGUACAAAAUGUAUUUUUAUUUGGGCCACAAGUGCUAUCACUAGAUGUGGAUGACAUCAAAACCCUGCGAGAUACACUUCAUUCAACACCAAGCAAUCGAUGGGCUCUCGACUGUCUAUCUGAGCUGCCAGACUUGUGGGAUGUCGUUACCAAAAAUGUCUCUCAACUAAAAACUUUCGAUGGCAAGCCAUUGCUGAAAAGGUUUGUGGACGAAUUCAAUGCUGGAAGCACAUCGCCGUCCACGUUCCUGCUUCCAGCCAACUUCAUGCAGGAAUCAGUUGCAGCUGGUCUAUGUACCGGGUUGCUAGGGGCGAUGACCGCGAGCCAUUCCGGUACCCUACAGAGCUUGGCGACGAACAGUGCCAAAACUGUGAGACAAGCCAUGGCAAUUGGGGGAAUGGUCGAUGCCGAAAUGGCAUCAAACGGUACAGGUGGGCGUGCAACGUCUUUCUCGGUAUCAUGGGAUUCGUUCCUCAAGGGGAAGAGUUACAUGUCCAUGUCCAUUGUGGCCGGUGACACGCUCAAGCUGAAUGAGAUGAUGGGACACUUGACGGAGAGGAGAGCCCAGAUAGCUCAGGAGCAAAAUGGUGCAAAGUAA
Aspergillus pseudotamarii is the source of this 600-nucleotide messenger RNA. RefSeq lists its product as uncharacterized. NCBI's taxonomy places the organism in Eukaryota, Fungi, Ascomycota, Eurotiomycetes, Eurotiales, Aspergillaceae. Bases 1 to 600 code for a protein of 199 amino acids. The record is from RefSeq and is a predicted model, not a curated record. The transcript has a single exon.